Messenger RNA from Dermacentor andersoni, 635 nucleotides. Lineage: Eukaryota; Metazoa; Arthropoda; Arachnida; Ixodida; Ixodidae. The record is from RefSeq and is a predicted model, not a curated record.
ACGGAAUUUCAAUCCUUAAAAGAAUUUAAGCCCGUCACUGAGAACAUGAUAAAAACAAAACAUCUUCUUUGCUGAAUCACAUUCUUUUAGAAAGGAACGUACCCGUAUUGAUCACAAGGUUGUUGUACCUUUUGGACAUAAAAAGUCCGAAGAUUCGCCACGGCCUUACCAUUUGCUACUCUAAAGGCGUCUACUGUGCAAAACCGUGAUGGCUGCACUGAACGGUCUCGUACUUUUGCUGCUUACCAUUUCUGCUAUGUUCAUAAGUGAGUGUUACAGUAUUGGUGAGCGUCAACCCAUCGAGAGGGAAGACCAGUGUCAGAAUGUGAUAUGCCACCGUAAACUCAACCACCUCGGUGAACGAGUGACAAGCGGUUGCCCCAGUGGCUGUUUAUGUGUCAUCAGAGAACCCGAUAAUGUGGACAACGCAAAUGGGACGUGCUAUGCACUAAUGAGCAGCACUACCACCACGACGACCACACCAGACGGUACCACAACGUCGGAGGAAGAAGAAUAAUACCGGUCAAUUGAUGCGACAACAAGCAACGAAGUAUGUUUCAAGUGAAAAAAGCAUAGAGAAAGGCGCUUCAUUCGCUUGUAACAGAAUAAAAAUCUUAUAAAUAGCAUUUCACCUA